AGGGGAGCACGUCCGGGUGCAAAGGUAGUACGGAGAGCAGCUCCCACUUCGGCACCCAGCCAGAAUGCAUCCCAGAGAGCACCGCCAAUACCCACACAGUCUAGGCCUUCUGAACCUGUUUAUUAUCAUGAUUACAGCUCUUCGACGCGCCAUAUCGAUCUUUCCUCAUUGCGCUCUCGAUACGGGGAGUCCUCACCUACUUACCGCCCCUAUCGUUCCUCCCCGCCUUUUGAGGGCGUUGGCGAGAGCUCUAUGAGCAGUCCCCGGAUUCCCUCAAGCCCUCAGGUAUAUUUACCAGAAGCGCAACCAAGAGUCUACGAUAUUGCACAGCUUUCGUCGUCUAUUAGGGAAGGAAAUGCUCCUAUAGCAGAAAGCGAGGUUAGUAGUAUUCCCGAUAGCACUGACGACCGCUUUGAGAGCACUGUUAACAUUCAUGCGAGCAACCUAUCUCAGAGAUCCUUGUUACCUAGCUCGAGGAGUGCAAACGUUCUCUCAAUGCAGGCUCAGAGGAUUGAGAAGGAGUGCAGCACGCUAAUCGGGGACCACACUCUUCUACAUGAGCCUUUUCCACCUGCAGCGAGGCUUUCGGUACUGGUAGUGAACAUGUGGGCAGCUGCCAGUCGCAGGGUGGGAUGUGCGGUAGAUCUGGACGAGGUCGUUAUCAAACAGGUCAGAAGUCUACACUCCCGAGUCCGUUCGCACUUGAUGCACGAGGUUAAAGGGCGCCUGGCGGAUUCGACCAUCUAUGGGCUUGGAAAGCUCUCGAGUCCUGAGGCGAGGGCUGCUCAAGUAGAGUAUCUUUUAAAGAAUGAUCGCUUCUUGAGCCCUGCGCAGCAUUACGAGACCUACCGUCUACGGUUUCUUGCGCCAGAGAUUAUCGACAUAUUGUACUAUAAAUACUUUGAUGGGGUCAGGAUGCGAGGGGUAAAAGACCCCGAGUUCCUAGAGCGGAUUACCCCUACAUUUAUUUGCCUGAUAUCCACUGCAAUUUGGCAUGGCAUUCGGGCAUGGUCAACGGGAACAUACGUGAAGCCUGACCAUUUCCAGUCACAGAAUGAGAGUGUUGUCAAAACGUUCAACAGGAUGAGCAACACAUGGAAGGGGAGGAGUAGGCAGAAUCAGGAGGCAACGUUGGAGGUGAUCAAGGAUAACCUCCGGGAGAAGAUACGAGAGAAGAAGGGUAUCACUAUUGAGGUGAUACCGGAAGAUGGAUUUAGCGAGGACGACGAAGCGUUAGCGGCGGAUCUUGCGGCAUUCCGGAAUGCUCGGAGAGCACCCCCGAGUGCUCCAGGGGAUAUCUCCGACAACGGUGGCGGCCAGGAAGAGGUGGUUCAGGCUCAACUUCGGGGCAUUGAAGCGGAAGAGGAAGGCGAGGAGGAUGAAGAUGAGGAUCGCGAGGGAGGGGAGGAGGAAAAGGAUCUGUAG
Molecule: messenger RNA, 1425 nt
Organism: Morchella sextelata
Lineage: Eukaryota; Fungi; Ascomycota; Pezizomycetes; Pezizales; Morchellaceae
Exons: 5
Source: RefSeq, a predicted model, not a curated record